Oncorhynchus kisutch (coho salmon) is the source of this 4935-nucleotide messenger RNA. Its product is annotated as neurogenic locus notch homolog protein 4. The transcript has 30 exons. NCBI's taxonomy places the organism in Eukaryota, Metazoa, Chordata, Actinopteri, Salmoniformes, Salmonidae. The record is from RefSeq and is a predicted model, not a curated record. Bases 277 to 4935 code for a protein of 1552 amino acids.
AUACAUAUAGUGUAUAACAGUUCUAAGUAUUCCGUAACAAUGUGUACCCACCUGCCAAUGUAGUUAGUGCCAUGAUGGUAAAACUUGACAGAUCUGUAGCCUUGUUAAUGUUCAGGGAGUAUAUUUUCUUGCAGUGAGCAAAGUGGACUAACGGAGCCCUCCCAGUGUCGUAGAUGUGUUCCAGGGUUCUACUGUGCAGAGCCAGGCCUUAAAGCAGUCACUGGAGCCUGUCUGCCAGGUUUCUACUGUUUGGAAGGGUCCCAGAGUGCUGCCCCGAUGUCAGGUGUAUUUGGAGGUGUUUGCAACCCAGGCCACUACUGUGAGAGUGGGACCAGUGUGCCUGCAUCCUGCCCUGCUGGCACCCAUCACAAUAACACCGGAGGGAAGAAGAGUGAUGACUGCAAGCCAUGUCCUGAUGGUUGGUUCCAGGACUUGGAGGGCCAGAGGGAGUGUAAGCCCUGUCCCCCUGGCUCUCACUGCCUGACCACCAACACAACUGGCAGCACCAGUGGCCCCAUCACCCCUCUGCCCUGCCCAGCUGGCUAUGUCUGCCCCAGAGAGAGCUCCUUCAGCCAACCCUACCCCUGCCCCAAAGGCACCUACAGCCCUACUCUGGGUCUCACAUCCCUUGGGGAGUGCUUGGUUUGUCCGGCGGGCCAGUUCUGUGGAUCAGAGGGUCUGGUUGAGCCCACUGGACCCUGUGCUCCUGGAUUCCUCUGUGUUACCAGGGCCACAGUGCCCAACCCCACCGACAACAGGACAGGGUCAACCUGCCCCCCCGGAUCAUACUGCCAACUAGGAUUCAGAGCAGGUGCUUGUGCCCCUGGGUUCUUCUGUGACUGGGGCUCCAGUAGUCCUGAGGAGGCCCUCUGUCCAGCAGGCUACUUCUGUCCAGGAGGAACUAGGACCCCCCUGGCCUGUCCUGCAGGGACACACAGCUCAGUGACAGGCAACAGCCACCAGAACAACUGUACAACAUGUCCUGAUGGCUACUACUGUCAGGGAGAAGGGGUGGUCUAUCCAGUGGUCUGUCCUCUUGGUCACUACUGCCCUCCUGGGUUGGCCGUGGGUGUGAAGUUCCCCUGUCCCCCUGGCACAGUGCAGAGCAAGCCUGGAGCCUCCAGCCUGGACCACUGUCUACCAUGCCCUGCAGGGAUGUUCUGUGCCCUACCUGGGCUUUCCCAGACAACGGGGCCUUGCCAGGCAGGAUACCACUGUCGCCCAGGUGCCAUCACACCCAAUGCUACUGAAUACGAGCAGAAUUCUACCAGUAAUAAUCUGUGCCCCCGUGGCCACUACUGUCCAGCUGGCACUGGCUACCCUCUUCCGUGCCCACCGGGCUCUCUCUCCAGCUCCCUGGGACUGAGGGGCGUAGAGGAGUGCCAGCCUUGCCCCCCUGGGCACUUCUGUGACAAGCCUGCGCUGACCGCGGAUGCCGCCCCGUGUAGCGCUGGGUAUGUGUGUCUAGGGGGUAGCUCCAGUGCCCACCCCUCUGAUGGUCACCAUGGUUACCUGUGCCCCACAGGGCAUCGCUGUCCUGUUGGCACAGCUUCAGCGGUACCCUGUGAGCCUGGCACCUACAGUCCUGCCCCUGGUGCCGCCCACUGCCUCACCUGCCCUAAUGGCACCAUGUGUUCCUCCUCUGCCACCCAAGAGCCCUCUCUCUGCCCUGCUGGUCACUUCUGUCCUGCCCGGUGUGUGUUACCCCUGCCCUGUCCUGUUGGGACCCUCAGUGAACAGACAGGAGCCCCCUCGCCCUCUGCAUGCAGGCCCUGCCCUUCUGGGCUCUACUGCAGCUUGCCCGGCUCCUCACUACCACAAGGCCAGUGCCAGCAGGGCUACUUCUGCCAGCGUGGAGCACAUAGUCCAGCUCCCCAGAGCUCAGCCAUCUUUCCCAGGAACGGGCCCUGUCCUGUGGGCCACUAUUGCCUUUCUGGGACCCUCUCCCCACUGCCGUGUCCUGCAGGCAGCAUCCGAAACCACACCGGUGGGUUAUCCUUAGACAGCUGCUCCCCUUGUCCCCAUGGACACUACUGUUCCAUUGAGGGCCUGGCCUCCCCCAAUGGCCUGUGUGCUGCUGGCUUCUACUGCCCGUUUGACUUCUCCUCCACCACGCCCUAUGCUUUCCUCUGCCCUAAGGGUCACUACUGUCCAGAGGGCUCUCCCCUGGCCCUGCCCUGUCCUACAGGAGAGUACCAGCCCAACCCAGGCUCUGACUCCUGCAUCCCAUGCCGCCCAGGCUUCUACUGUGAGGAGGCCAUUGUUGGAGAGCCCUGGCCUUGCCCCCCUCACUCCUUCUGCCCUGCAGCCACCAUGGUUCCCCAGCCGUGCCCCAACGGUACGUUCACCCCUUCUGACCAGGGGGGGUUACAGGAAGAGCGGGAGUGUCUGCCCUGCCUCCCAGGGAGGUUCUGCAGGGCUGGUAAGAUCAAGGGCCAUUGUGCAGCAGGGUAUCUGUGUAUGUCUGGCAGCUCUGAGUUCACGCCACAGGGGCCUCACUCCAACUGGAGCCAGUGUGAAUGGGGGAUGCAGUGUGCCGGCCCCUGUCCAGCAGGAUUCUACUGCCCAGAAGGUUCAGAGAAGCCUGAAGUCUGCCCUGAUAACACUAUCAGAGUUUUACCUGGAGCAGCCAAUAUCCAUGAUUGUCUGUCUUGUCCACCACAGCACUGGUGCAAAAAAGGUGACCCUGUCCUGCACCUGUGUCCUGCUGGUCACUACUGUGAUGGGGUGGUUGGUAGUGACUACGAGGGAGGGACUGAACCCAGGGAAUGUCCGUUAUUUACCUACAGAUCCACACCCGGGGCAGCCAGCAAGGGGGACUGCCACCCCUGUCCCCCUGGAUUCUACUGUAACUCUACAGGUUUUACAGAUUACUCUGGCUACCCCUGUCUCCCGGGCUACUGGUGCAGUGGCACUGGUCUACCUAUACUAUGCCCUGCGGGUACCAUGAGGCCCCUUCCAGGGGCGGCAGCUGCCAGUCAGUGUGAGCCGUGUGCGGGGGGCACCUACUGCCCAGACCCCAUGUCCACAGGGCAGCCCAACAUUGCUGGAAUCUCCUGUAGAGCCUCGUUCCAGUGUCCCCCUGGUGCGGUCUCAGAGAGGCUGUGCAAGGCUGGCUCUUACUGUGGGCCCCAGACUGCAGAGCCUGAAAUCUGUCCUGAAGGCUACCUCUGUCCAGAGGGAUCUCACACCUACAACACACCAAACCAAGUUUGCGCGUUUCCCUACUACUGUCCUGCCAACAGCUCUGCCAUGCUGUCCUGUGAGGGGGGCUCCGUGCCCCUCAACACCAGUGGCCCCAGAGCCUCCCAGGACAGCAGCUGUGGGCUGUGUGAGGCAGGGACCUACCGACCUCGGCUGUCCCCACAACCUCAGUGCCUCACCUGCCCACCAGGGUACCACUGCCCUCCAGGGACAGAGCACUACCACAGCAACCCCUGUCCCCUGGGCUACGUGUGUCCGCUGGGCUCAUCCAGUCCUGUCCCUUGCCCCCCUGGUUCUUUUGGUAAUCUCUCCAACGCUGAACAUGUGGAGGACUGCUACCCAUGUCCAACUGAUACCUUCAACCAUCUGGCUGCCCAGAGAGCCUGUUUCCCCUGCGGAAGUUCCUCUACUGCACCCCAAGGGGCCUCUUCCUGCACCUGCCUUGGGAAGAACCGUGCUUUCCAGCACUCAGACGGCUCCUGUCUGUGUCGAACCGGCUUCAUUUUCUACAACAAUCUGGAUUUCAAGAUCUCCAGCUCUGACAGUGAACUGGACUGCCAGCCUGAGGUGAACAAGCGCUGCAGUGCAGGACAGGUGCGUCUGGCUGCAUCCAGAGAGUGUGUCUCACCCUCUCACCACUCCUGUAACGUCACCUGUGGACCUCAGGGAGGGAGUCUGGAUGUGGAGAUGGGCAUCUGCCACUGUGAGCGCUACGUAUCAGCAGAGGAGCUGUGCAACACCUCGUGUCUGUCCAGACUGCCCCACAUCUCUGCCAGGCUCUCCCCAGAUGGACAGCUGCUGCUGGGGAUCAAAGAGCCAGAUGAAAGCCGAGUGUGGAGCAGAAAAAUGAUGGAUGUUUUGGGACCAGACGUCCACGUGAAGAACAUUGGAAACAUCCACUUUGUUCAAUUUGAUUCUGAAGGUGUAUUUGGUUGGAUUCUGAUGGACCGAAAUGUUAUUGAAAUGACCCUGACAGCAGAGCCAAUCGAAUUUAUUGACAUGCGAUCAAGGAAGAGGAGGGAUCUAGAAUCCAAGGCAGAACUUCUACACUCCGAUGUCCUCCCUCGUAUCCCCAACCCCAUAGCAUGCCUCUCCUCCAAUGACAUGCUCAUCUUCCAGCUCACCAUCAACUACAAUGACCGUCACCUCAGCCACUUCCCAGUGUACCAGAAAGACCAUCUCUUCAAUAGCAACCCUAGCUGGGACUUUGGGGCCUUCCGGCGGCUAGAGCGACUCAUGAAGCAGACUCAGUUCAACUCUACCAGAUUUGCACACGUGUUCUCGGAGACGGGUAAGUAUGUGUUCCUGGACAACGCCAUUCCAGAGUGGAGUCUAGUGGUGGUGGUCAGUGAGAGAGGGACAGAGUGUGACCCCACUGCAGCCGUUUUCCAGCCCAUGACCCCCGCCCAACUGGUCAAGCACGGGGUCAUCAAACAACACCGGCUCAACCUGCUGCCUGACUGGGGCGCCAUCGUAGGUGUCCUGAGUCUCCUGCUUGUGCUGAUCCUGGUGCUCACCACCACAGCUCUGAUUCUGAAGUCCAGUCGGGCCAAGCUGGUGUGCCAGGGCAAACUGAGGCCUAAGUGGCGGAGCCUGGGAGAGCCCAUCCCCCCAGUGGAAUACGUCUACAGUGGAGAAAGCCUGAAUGGCCAGGGGGUGCUGGGCUGCAGGGGAGUCGGAGAGGGGGCUGAGGCUGAGGAGCCUGCAGUCUGCCGUGGAGGAGGUGACUAA